CAUAAAUAGAAAACAAAUACUGAUUCAAAAUCCUGUAUUAACGCGGAUACUGUCGCUAUUUUAAUUUAAAAAAAUAGAUACAGUUAUUAAAAAGUUUGUUUUGUGUUUUAGAAGAAUUGUAAAUAAAUAAAGAUUAUUUUAUUUUAAAUUUUAGAUUCUCAAGAAAAUAAACUUUUUCAUCCCUCCACCAAACAUUUUAAACAUGUCUAUUCCGGUACUCACACAGCGCAUCUCGUUUUUAACACACGUUCCCACUGGACUACUAUCAGUCUUUCCCAUCAGUACAAUUGACAAACAUCACUAUACAAUUAAUUUUUCGGAAUUAAAAGUAAAUAGGUUAUUAGAAAGGAAAAUAGUUAGAACUAAGAGACUUUUAAGUGAAGGAAUUGUUAAAAGUCCGUUAGGGUCUUGUGGAAAAAUUCCGAAUCAAAAUUUGGUGGAAUAUGUUUUCAAGAAUAUCGAUAAAUGGACUGAAGAACCAGCUGCGACAUGUGCUGUAACUGGAAGAAGUUAUACAUAUGGAAUAUUAAGAAUGCUGAUUAACAGAUGUGCUCAAGCACUUUUAGGACACUGUGGAAUGAAACCUCGUGAAGUUGUCGGACUUUUGCUACCUAAUAUACCUGAAUUUAUAAUUGUUUGUCACGGUGCUAUAGAAGCUGGGUUAACUGUAACUUUCGUUAAUCCCCUGUACACUCCAGAUGAAAUUAAACGACAAUUUGAAAAUGCUGGAGUGAAAUUAAUUAUAACUGUACCAAUCUUACUGGAAGUUGCCAAUACUAUAUCAUCAAAUUUACAGGGGUAUAGAUCAACAAUAUGUAUUGGUGGAGAAGACGACUUAUCCAAAAAUGUCCACGGAUUACAAAGUCUACUUACAGCAGGACAUGAAAGUGAACUUCCGGGUAUUAAUCCAAGAGAAUUGGCUCUCCUUCCAUAUUCUAGCGGUACCACAGGCCUCCCUAAAGGAGUUAUGUUGUCUCACUACAACCUUGUCGCUAAUCUCGUCCAAGGAAACCAUCCCGCUUUGAUAGAUCCUAGUGCUAAAGAUGGUGCCCCCCACAAAAUCCUCACUGUCCUUCCGUUCUUUCACAUCUUUGGAUUCAAUGGUAUAAUGAACAUUUGUCUGAGGGACGGAUCUCACCUCAUUACCAUACCGAGGUUCACUCCUGAAGAUUACAUUAAGGCAUUAAUAACGUAUCGACCAACAUUCCUUUUCGUCGUGCCAUCUCUGCUUCUGUUUUUAGCAACGCAUCCUGCAAUUACUGCCGAACAUUUAUCUUCUGUUGAAGGUAUUCAAUCUGGGGCAGCCCCGUUAACUGAGGGGUUAUUGCAAAAAUUCAGAGAGAAGAUAGAUAAGCCAGAUGUUCUAAUAAGACAAGGUUAUGGAAUGACAGAAAGUGCACCAGUCACAAUGUGUAUGCCAAGACUUACUCCUCCAUCCAAAAUAGGUACAAUAGGAAUUCUUUAUCCGGAAACGGAGGCAAAGAUUGUUAGUUUGACAUCUGGCGAAUCUUUGGGAACACAUCAAUCAGGAGAACUUCUAGUAAGAGGCCCGCAGUUAAUGAUGGGAUACUUAAAUAAUGAGCAGGCAACAGCAGAAACAAUCGAUAAAGAUGGCUGGCUACAUACUGGCGACGUAGCAUAUUAUGAUGAAGAUGGUUACUUUUAUAUUGUCGAUAGGUGUAAAGAACUUAUAAAAGUUAAGGGAAAUCAAGUCUCUCCAACCGAAUUAGAAAAUUUAAUUUUGGACAUAGAAGGCAUCAUAGAUGCGGCAGUUGUUGGCAUUCCCGAUUCUCUAGCGGGUGAAGUUCCAAGAGCUUACAUAGUGAGGAAACCGGGUGUAAAUAUAAAUGAAGAUGACAUACAACGUUUAGUGAAUUCUAAAGUAACACAUUAUAAAAAAUUAGUUGGUGGUGUUAAAUUUAUCGAGUCUAUACCAAGAAAUUCCAGUGGAAAAAUUAUCAGAAACGAAUUAAAAUAUAGUAAUUAUUAAUAACACUGUUAAUAAUUUUACAUUAAAAUAUAAUUAUCACUA
Anoplophora glabripennis (Asian longhorned beetle) is the source of this 2032-nucleotide messenger RNA. Its product is annotated as probable 4-coumarate--CoA ligase 3. The record is from RefSeq and is a predicted model, not a curated record. NCBI's taxonomy places the organism in Eukaryota, Metazoa, Arthropoda, Insecta, Coleoptera, Cerambycidae. Gene Ontology annotation, biological process: fatty-acyl-CoA biosynthetic process; long-chain fatty acid metabolic process. Gene Ontology annotation, molecular function: long-chain fatty acid-CoA ligase activity. The coding region runs from base 203 to 1990 and encodes 595 amino acids. The transcript has 9 exons.